This is a messenger RNA of Symbiodinium sp. CCMP2592, 948 nucleotides long. The record is from the annotation of a GenBank genome assembly. Lineage: Eukaryota; Dinophyceae; Suessiales; Symbiodiniaceae.
AUGCGAGUCUCCCGAGUGGUUCGCGCGGUACAGCAAAGGUGGGGUGUGAUCUUCGAUAUCGACGGCGUGCUCAUCCAAGGCUACAAACCCAUUCCGGGUGCUGCCGAGGCGCUCCGCGCUCUGGAUGACGCGCGCGUGCCUUACGCGUUUAUGACAAAUGGAGGUGGAGUCCUCGAGGCCCAGAAAGCCGCGGACCUGGCAACGCGGCUAGGGCGUUCGGAGCCCUUCGGAGCCAACAGGAUGCUCCUCAGUCACACGCCAUUCCGAGCUCUGGCAGAUCGUUUCCAAGACCGCCGCGUACUGAUCGUCGGCGCAAGCCGCACGGCCGAGGUAGCUGCCAGCUACGGCUUCGACUUCACUUCCGGUCUGGCUGUCACCACUCCGCAGAUUGUCAGCGGCACACCAGAGAUCUGUCCGUUUCCGCCUCUGGCCACGACCACUCUACCCGGCGUGAACGUGAAUGCGCCGGAUGCACCCGCGAUCGAGGCUGUGCUCAUAUUCUAUGAGCCGAAUGACUGGGGCACUGAGCUUCAAGUGAUCACGGACGCCGUGGCCGGCGGGCGCCCCAUGGGUUUUGGCGACAAACAGGUUGCCGAGGUAUGGGCUUCGAAUGCCGACUUCUUGUGGCGAGCCGGUUACCCGGUCUCCCGCUUGGGCAAUGGGGCCUUCCUCGAGAGCUUGAAGGCUGUUUGGUGCCGCCGCACCGGACACGACUUGAAGAUUCAGGAAUGCGGCAAGCCCCACAAAGUGCAGUUCGACGCUGCAGAAGCCAUGCUAGCAGAAGUGGCUGGCGUUUCUACCAGUAGCUUUUCCCGGAUUUACAUGAUCGGCGACAAUCCUGCAGCCGAUAUACGAGGGGCCAAUGCUGCGGAGGGCCCAUGGAGGUCGAUCCUGGUGCGCACCGGUGUCUAUCAGGGGCCCUCCCACUUCACAGGCGACGCCGCCGAG